Cucurbita pepo subsp. pepo (vegetable marrow) is the source of this 1567-nucleotide messenger RNA. Its product is annotated as tubby-like F-box protein 7. Lineage: Eukaryota; Viridiplantae; Streptophyta; Magnoliopsida; Cucurbitales; Cucurbitaceae. The record is from RefSeq and is a predicted model, not a curated record. Gene Ontology annotation, molecular function: protein binding.
ACUCUUUCUCUUUCUCUCGCCGCGGUUUCCCUUCUCAUCUUCUUCCUCUUGCUUUCUCUCUCUAAACAACUGCCCUCUCUCUCUCUCUCCUCUUUCACCAUGUGAGGCUAAGCCCUAAAACCCACUGUCAUGUCUCUUCGCAGAUCGUUUCUCUCUCGGAAGUUUUCUUCCAAGUCGUCGUUUAGAGAUCCGAAUGGUGUAGAGGGAAUUGUUCGAGUGGCCGUGUCGGAGGUCGAAGGUGCCUCCGGUCUGCCCGGCGGGACUGAUGGCGACUUGAUGCAGGGUGAAUCUUCUUGGUCUUCUAUGCUACCGGAGCUUCUCCGGGAGAUUAUUCAGCGGGUUGAGGCUUCUGAGGACGGUUGGCCCAACCGCCAAAACGUUGUUUCCUGUGCUUGUGUCUGUAAACGCUGGCGGGAUAUUACUAAGGAGAUCGCCAGGGGUACCCCUCAUUCCGGGAAGAUUACUUUCCCUUCUUGCCUCAAACAGCCUGGACCAAGCGAUCUUCCACAUCAGUGUCUUAUAAAACGGAACAAGAAGACUUCAACGUUUUACCUUUACCUUGCCCUUACACCAUCUCAUUUAAGGGUUAUUUCCCCUACUCCAGCAUUUACAGAUAAGGGAAAGUUCCUCUUAGCUGCACGGAGAUAUAGGCAUGGUGCUCAUACCGAGUAUAUAAUAUCUCUUGAUGCUGAAGAAUUAUCACAAGGAAACAAUGCAUAUGUGGGGAAGUUAAGCUCCGAUUUUCUUGGCACCAAUUUUACUAUUUAUGAUAGCCAACCACCACACAAUGGUGCAAAGCCAUCGAGCAGUAAAUCGAGCCGCCGCUUUGCAAGCAAGCAAAUCAGCCCACAAGUGUCUGCAGGUAACUUCGAGGUUGGGCAAGUCUCCUACAAAUUUAAUCUUUUGAAAUCAAGAGGUCCGAGGAGGAUGAUGUGCUCUCUAAAGUGCCCAGUAUCAGAAGAAUCUGUAACCAGCAAACCCUGCGAGAACUCGAUGAUGAAGAAAUCUGAGUCUUUUUCUUCCUCAUCAGGGUCAACAAUCUUACGAAACAAGGCUCCUAGGUGGCAUGAGCACCUUCAAUGCUGGUGCUUGAAUUUUCACGGUCGGGUGACAGUAGCAUCCGUUAAAAACUUUCAACUUGUUGCUAGUAUUGACCAUAGCCAGCCAGGAGGAGGUAAAGGGGACGAAGAAACAGUUCUACUACAGUUCGGAAAGGUAGGCGACGAUACCUUUACUAUGGAUUAUAGACAGCCAUUAUCAGCUUUCCAGGCUUUCGCCAUUUGCCUUACGAGCUUUGGCACGAAGUUGGCAUGCGAGUAGUAGUAGUAGUACAUUGUGUACCAAAAUUUGUUUACUUGAGAAAACGGUGGCUCUAUUGAGACAGGCUUUCCUCUGUACAUGGUGUUAUUAUGGUGGAAUUGUGACCACUUGAAAAUUGAAGUUCAGAGCAACAAAACAAUAUUGUGUGGUGCUAGCAAGCGCUAUGGCUUCUCUAAAUCUCUAUGUAUAUGUGAUAUAUAUAUAUAAAUUACAAAGGAUGAGAAUUGUUGAUUCAUCUCAAUGUUUA